AUGCCAGGAUUGACUCCUGACCAGCUCGAAGCUUUUAACCGCGAUGGCUUUCUCGUUAUUAAAGGAGCGCUUUCUUCCUUCACAUGCGAUGAACUUCGUGCAAAAGCCAACGAGUACGUGGGUCAGUGUGAUUUAAAAAAGCAUUGCUCCAUCUUUACAACCAAUGAACAAACGCGCCGCAUGAACGAUGAAUACUUUCUCGAUUCAGGCGAUAAGAUUCGCUAUUUCUUUGAAGAGCGUGCUUUUGAUAAGGAUCAAAAGACGUUAGCAGUGCCAUUGAAUGUUGCUGUUAACAAAAUUGGUCAUAAUCUGCACAACUUGGACCCAGCUUUCAAGAAGAUUAGCUACGAUUCUAAUGUUCAAGACAUUGUCAAGUCAUUGAAUUAUGUGCGGCCUUUGAUAGUGCAGUCCAUGUACAUCUUUAAGCAGCCGAGUAUUGGGGGCGAAGUAAGACCUCAUCAGGACGGCAGCUAUCUGUAUACCGAGCCUCAAUCUGUGGUGGGCUUUUGGUGGGCUUUGGAGGACUGUACCCUUGAAAAUGGAUGUCUGCACGGUGUACCAGGCUCACAUUUGACGGUGCCGGUGCUUCAGCGAUUGAGACGUACCACAAAGGAGCAACAGGAGAAGUAUGGACAAAUAUUACUCGAAAACGUCCCAGCGCAAGUAGAACCUUUUGAUAUCAGCAAGAGCAAGCCGAUACUUACUAAGAAAGGAGAUCUCGUGCUUUUGCAUAGCAAUUUCGUGCACUACAGCGAAGCGAACAAGUCACCUUAUUCGCGCCACGCAUAUUCAAUUCAUAUAGUCGAGAGUCACAAUGUGAAGUAUCCUGAAGAUAACUGGUUGCAAACGUCUGAUGGCGUGCCUUUCAAGCCGCUGUUCGGUUGA
This is a messenger RNA of Plasmopara halstedii, 885 nucleotides long. Its product is annotated as phytanoyl-dioxygenase domain-containing protein 1 isoform x1. The coding region runs from base 1 to 885 and encodes 294 amino acids. The record is from RefSeq and is a predicted model, not a curated record. The transcript has a single exon. Lineage: Eukaryota; Oomycota; Peronosporomycetes; Peronosporales; Peronosporaceae.